Messenger RNA from Phanerochaete carnosa HHB-10118-sp, 2997 nucleotides. RefSeq lists its product as uncharacterized. NCBI's taxonomy places the organism in Eukaryota, Fungi, Basidiomycota, Agaricomycetes, Polyporales, Phanerochaetaceae. Gene Ontology annotation, biological process: peptidyl-serine phosphorylation; autophagosome organization; protein autophosphorylation. The coding region runs from base 98 to 2653 and encodes 851 amino acids. The record is from RefSeq and is a predicted model, not a curated record. Gene Ontology annotation, cellular component: autophagosome; cytoplasm. The transcript is spliced from 13 exons. Gene Ontology annotation, molecular function: protein serine/threonine kinase activity; ATP binding.
AAUUAAUCCUAACAUCUCCAAAUUCGGGUUGUUUAGGCCUGGAUAACCGCUGCUUCUCCGAGCUGAACGACUUGGACCUGGACAACUCGACCUCUCGAUGCCAACUGAGGGCGGCACCGUGUUUCUUCGGAGAGCAGAAGACGAAGAGUUGAGACCGUACGUUAUUGUGAGCGAUCUGGGUAAAGGCAGCUUCGCAACCGUCUAUCGUGGAUAUCAUGAGGAAACGAAUCAAGCUGUAGCAGUCAAGACUGUGAAUCGAAGUGGGCUUAGCCACAAACUGCUUGAGAACCUGCAGGGGGAGAUAGACAUUCUCAAGGCUCUGCAUCACAGACAUAUAACACGGCUACUCGACAUUGUGCAAGGUGAACGCAACAUCUACCUCAUAAUAGAGUUCUGCGCGGGCGGAGAUCUCUCCAAUUAUAUCAAGAAGCGCGGCCGUGUCGAGGGCCUUGAAUAUGUGCCAUCCCCUGGUGUAGCACCAAUAUACUACCAGCAUCCAAAAACUGGAGGUUUGGAUGAGAUUGUUGUACGCAGCUUUCUUCGGCAGCUGGCCCGCGCCCUCAAGUUCCUGCGGAAGCGAAACUUGAUUCACCGGGACUUGAAGCCACAGAAUUUGUUGUUGAACCCCGCUUCCGAAGCAGACCUAGCGAAUGGGCAUCCGCUAGGAGUUCCAAUACUCAAGGUCGCCGACUUUGGUUUCGCCCGCUCGCUUGGAGAUAAGAUGAUGGCGGAGACGCUUUGUGGUUCUCCAUUAUAUAUGGCACCCGAGAUCUUGCGAUACGAGAAAUACGACGCGAAGGCAGACUUGUGGUCAGUUGGUGCGGUGUUAUAUGAAAUGGCAGUCGGACGACCGCCGUUUCGUGCGCAAAAUCACAUUGAACUCCUGAAGAAAAUUGAGAAUUCGAAAGGCGUCGUGUUCCCCGACGAGGAUCCGCAGGCAGUUGUCCGUGCAACAGACCGUGGCGAACAAAUCACUCCGGUACCACCAGACGUAAAGAAGCUCAUUCGUGGCUUGCUCAAGCGACUUCCUGCGGAGCGGCUGUCCUUUGAGGACUUCUUCGGCAGCACCGCAAUGGAAAAGUCAAAGUUCCCGAGACCCACGCGAGACGCGCCUCCUCCUCCACCCGCCGAAGAGUACGAGGCACCUGCUGGGCCACACGAGAUCCCUGAGCACCAUCGGAUAAUACCACCAGAAGUUUUGGACCCGAAGGCUAUGAUUCCGCCAAGUAAAUUCACCUUUCGGAGGCGAGACUCGGGAAUGGGCGAGAGUUCCUCACCGCAUCCAUCGAGAGAUAGUCGUCAAUCGCCCGCACAGAGCCCCCCAUCACGACUCGCGCCUCUGGCUACUGAGGGUUCAGACAUCCCCGGAGAGACCGAAGAAGACGGCUUGCUGAGGCGUGAGUAUGUUUUGGUCGACGACCGGAACGCCGUCGAAGUGCAUCGUGCAUAUGAUGAGAUUCAAUCCGCUCGCAAGCGACCUCUGCGGGACCGGAAGACUCCACAAUCUCCCGCGGACGAUACCCUGCCAGCUCCGUUUCCGACGUACGGGUCAACCGACUCACCGUCCCCGAUAAGCUUUCCGCCUCCUCCAAAUCCCAACGCCCCGCCUUCGUCCGGCUCACCUUCAAGCCUCGGAGCCCGUACUAACGCUCUGACACGCGCUUUGAAUGCGGCCUCGAAGAAGCUCUUUGGCCCGUCGACGUCGCCGUUGACCGCGCACUACGGAGGCUACACGUCCUCGUCGCCGCGGCGGCAGCAAAUAAUCUCUUCGGGCGGCGCAGGGCUCGGUCUAGACAUCGACGGAGUGCGCGACCCCCAGGAAGACGCGCUGCUGGAGUCGCUCGAGGAGCUUGCGCAGAAGACGGAAGUCUUGACUCGCUGGGCAGACGAGAUGUUUGAUUACGUCAAGAAGGUGCCGCAGAAGCCCUUGCCAGACCCCGAGAAGUUCGAGCGUCGAGAAGGCGAACCCGAGAGGCUCGCCGCUCGCCGGAAGAAUGCCGACUACCAGGCGCAGUACAACGCUGUCACCUGUGUGGCGCUAUACAUGCUCCUCAUGUCUUUCGGCCAGAAAGGCAUCGACAAGCUGCGAAACUUCCACGAGCACAUGCAAAUGCGGGACCCGGAUGGGGAGUAUGAGGUCAGCGAGGGCUUUGACGAAGCGUUAACGUGGUUCAAGGACCAAUUCAUCAAAUGUCAUGAUCGAGCAGCGUUGGUUAAGACCUGGCUGCCCGCACAGUACUCUGGCCCGCCAACGUUCCUGGACCAGCUAGUAUACGACCGGGCACUUCACUUGAGUCGGGCCGCGGCUCGGAAAGAAUUAUUGGACCAGGCCAAUAGUCCAGACGAGUGCGAGAAGCUCUACGAGGAAUCGCUCUGGUGCCUGUAUGCACUGCAAGACGAUCUUCUACAGACCGACAAUCCAUUCAUGGAAGAGGACCGUACCACAAUACAGACUUGGAUCAAGCGAACUAAGCUUCGACUCGUUCGUUGUCGCGUCCGCAUGGGCAUGAACGAUAGAGAGCGCCUGAAAGAUGCGCGCAUGGACAAGAACCUUGACGACGUCAUGCAUGACCCGGCACCUUGGGAUAUUGCACGAAACGAGCCCCCACGGCGCGACGCAGUGUCCCAGCCUUCGUCGCUGCCCCGUUCAUGAUAUCAGCAUCCUGAACAAUUCCCACUAACUUCUUACCACUUAGACUUGACUUUUCCACCACUGUACUCUUCUGCUUUCCAUAUUCACUAUCCUCAUCGCAUUGGUAUGUCUCUGGCUCGUAGUUGAGCGAAAUGGACCGCAUACCAUUCGAUGUAUAUUUCAUAUCUAAUAUGUACAGGCUACGUACUACUCCGGCAUUAUUUAUAGUACUCCAUCAUCUUCACUUUCUUUCGUUAUAUCAUGUACUUUUAUUGCUUUGAUCCGCUUUGCACGCUGUACUAUAAAUCUCCAGGCUCUCAAUCGCAUCUCGUUCAUUCCGGAGUUACCUGGGCGCUUGAAGUGCU